Sipha flava (yellow sugarcane aphid) is the source of this 2044-nucleotide messenger RNA. RefSeq names its product long-chain-fatty-acid--CoA ligase 6. Gene Ontology annotation, molecular function: long-chain fatty acid-CoA ligase activity. Gene Ontology annotation, biological process: long-chain fatty acid metabolic process. The record is from RefSeq and is a predicted model, not a curated record. Gene Ontology annotation, cellular component: membrane; endoplasmic reticulum. NCBI's taxonomy places the organism in Eukaryota, Metazoa, Arthropoda, Insecta, Hemiptera, Aphididae.
GGACCUGAAAUCGUGCACGUUUCAAAAUUUUAUAAAGAAGCCAUCGAAGGGAAAUACCUUAGCAAUAUAGCUACAGAUGCCAAGACUCUGUACGAAACGUUUCGGAAAGGCGCAAAAGUUUCAAACAACGGCAAAUGUCUGGGUUGGCGUGAAAAUAUCAGUAAACCGUUUCAAUGGAUCAACUACAACGAAACCUUAUUACGCGCUCGAAAUUUCGGCUCUGGUCUGAUGGGCCUUGGUCUACCGAAAUCUAACCAAAUUUUCAUCGGGAUUUUCAGUCAAAACUGUCCGGAAUGGAUACUAACCGAACAGGCCGCUUACUGUUUUUCCAUGGUGAUCGUACCGCUCUACGACACAUUGGGCCCGGAAGCUUGUUCGUUCAUCAUAAACCAAGCCGAGAUAUCCGUGGUGGUGGUGGACACGGACGAGAAGUGCAACCAGCUGCUGGACCGGUCGCCGAAAUGUCUGCGGCGUAUAAUCGUGGUGCGCGGCACGCGGCCGUCGACCAACCAGAAGGCUAGAAACCGCGGCGUGGAGCUGCUGACUUUCGACGAGGUGGAGAAGGCCGGCACGUCGAGAACGCAUCCGGAACAGCCACCGAAACCCGCCGACUUGUGCACGAUAUGUUACACUUCGGGUACCACGGGGCUGCCCAAGGGCGUGAUGCUGACCCACGGCAACGUAGUGGCGGCCGUCAGCGCUAUACUGAUCCAACUGUCGCAGUACAGGCCGAACGUAGGCGACGUGAUGAUCUCUUACUUGCCGUUGGCUCACAUGCUGGAGAGGUGCUGCGAAAACGGAAUGUAUCUGGUCGGAGGUUCGGUGGGCUUCUACAGCGGUAACAUCAAGUUUCUGGUCGAAGAUAUGAAGGUCUUGAAACCGACCAUAAUGCCCAGUGUACCGCGUCUUCUGAACCGGAUCUACGAGAAAGAAAUGGCAAAUAUAGUCCCGUGGUUUUUCAAACGUACCAUGUUCAACAUGGCGCUCCGAUCGAAACAAAAUGAAAUUAAAAAAGGUAUAGUGCGGAAAAACAGCAUUUGGGACAAGUUGGUCUUCAGCACUCUGCAACGGAACAUGGGCGGACGGUUGAGAUUGAUGAUAACGGGUUCAGCCCCGUUGGCCGGUAACGUUUUAAAUUUCAUGAGAUGUGCUCUCGGAUGUCUAGUAGUAGAGGGAUACGGUCAAACCGAAUGUACGGCACCCAUAACGCUAUCGAUCCAAGGCGACAUGAACACAGAACAUGUGGGACCACCCGUGGCUUGCAACCUGGUUAAAUUAGCCGACGUGCCAGAAAUGGAAUAUUACGCAUCGUCCAAUCAAGGAGAAAUUUGUGUUAAAGGGUCAAACGUUUUCCAAGGAUACUUUAAAGAUCCGGAUACCGUUACGUUUGAUGAACACGGGUGGCAUCACACUGGAGACAUUGGAAUGUGGCUUUCGAAUGGAACUCUUAAAAUAAUUGAUCGUAAGAGACAUAUAUUUAAACUCUCUCAAGGUGAAUACAUUGUUCCUGAAAAAAUUGAAUCAAUUUAUCUUAAUAGUCAAUAUGUAAAACAAGUAUUUGUCCAUGGAGAAUCUUUAAAGUCGUGCAUCAUAGCCAUAGUUGUGCCGGUGGUGGACGUUAUCAAAAGUUGGGCGCAGGAGAACGGCAUAUCCGGCACGUUGUCGGUUCUGUGCGCGAACCCCGAGGUGAAAAAGCUCAUCAUGGACGACAUGAUCGCUUGGGGCAAAGAUGGCGGUCUGAAGUCAUUCGAACAAGUGAAAGACAUCUACCUGCACCCGGACCCGUUCUCUGUGCAAAACGGACUGCUGACGCCGACAUUGAAAAUGAAACGUCCGCAGGUGAGGUCGUACUUCGCGCCACAGAUCGAAGACAUGUACGUUAAGCUGAAAUGAAUGGCCAUCCGGCGGACAUGUGCCCGGCCGUGUUGUAUACCGACACUGCAGCUUUAGUGAUUAUAUAUUUAUAAAUAUGUAUAAUGUAUUUGUAUCAAUCUAUUUAUUCAUGUACACGUUCACUAAUAAAAUAUACUAUACGGAUAUUGCA